Symphalangus syndactylus (siamang) is the source of this 675-nucleotide messenger RNA. It is a transcript of the gene RNF135, whose product is annotated as ring finger protein 135. Lineage: Eukaryota; Metazoa; Chordata; Mammalia; Primates; Hylobatidae. Gene Ontology annotation, molecular function: ribonucleoprotein complex binding; protein binding; ubiquitin-protein transferase activity. Gene Ontology annotation, biological process: regulation of innate immune response. The record is from RefSeq and is a predicted model, not a curated record. Gene Ontology annotation, cellular component: cytoplasm.
AUGUUAUCUAUAGGAGCAAUUGAAGAAGCCACAAAUCUUGUGACUUCUGGCUACAUAACUCCUGAAGGAGAACUCCUGGAAGCCCCGUCUUCCUCCUCAUGCCCAUUGCUUGACCAGAGCCACCCUGCACUCAGGAGAGCUUCUCGGUUUGCUCAUUGGGCCAUCCAUCCAACCUUUAACUUGAAGAGCCUGGAGGUGUCCAGGGAUUCCCGUACAGUGACUGUGUCUCACCGCCCACAACCCUAUCGCUGGAGCUGUGAGAGGUUUUCUACCAGCCAGGUCUUAUGUUCCCAGGCCCUGUCUUCUGGAAAGCACUAGUGGGAAGUGGACACUAGGAAUUGCAGCCAAUGGGCAGUUGGGGUGGCUUCCUGGGAGAUGAGCCGCGACCAGGUCCUGGGAAGGACUAUGGACUCUUGUUGUGUAGAAUGGAAGGGGACUAGCCAGCUCUCUGCAUGGCACAUGGUCAAGGAAACUGUCCUUGGCUCAGACGGACCUGGGGUGGUGGGCAUCUGGCUGAAACUUGAGGAGGGGAAGCUUGCCUUUUAUUCAGUGGACAAUCAGGAGAAGCUUCUGUAUGAAUGUACCAUCUCUGCCUCCUCUCCUCUGUACCCUGCCUUCUGGCUGUAUGGCUCACAUCCUGGAAAUUACCUGAUAAUAAAGCAAGUGAAGGUGUAA